Carya illinoinensis is the source of this 1402-nucleotide messenger RNA. RefSeq lists its product as uncharacterized. The transcript is spliced from 5 exons. The record is from RefSeq and is a predicted model, not a curated record. Bases 273 to 1166 code for a protein of 297 amino acids. Lineage: Eukaryota; Viridiplantae; Streptophyta; Magnoliopsida; Fagales; Juglandaceae.
GUUGUUCCAGAUCGAGAGGGCAUCGUCGUCACUUUGCAGCGACCCGAUCUCUCUGCCUGGAGAGUGAGCGAAGCACUGUACCUUUUUUUAAUUUUUUUAGGAAGAAAGAGGGGAGGACGACGAGGAGAAAGACAACCUCCCCCCCCUUCUCUCUCUCUCUCUCUCUCUCUCUCUCUCACUGUUACUGUUGGGCUUGCAUUAAUUUCCAAUUCGGGCAACUGGUUGCUGUUGUUGGUCAAAGCAGGAGAAGGACCAGGAAUUCGAAGCAAGGAAUGGAGAGGAGCACUCCGGUGAGGAAGCCACACACAUCCACCGCAGAUCUGCUCACUUGGCCCGAAAACCCCACCGUCAAUUCAUCGGCCUUUACGUCUGCGGCUUCGCUAUCCGCCGUUCGCUCCCACCAGCCCUCGGAUGGGAUCAGUAAGGUGGUGUUCGGAGGUCAGGUGACGGAUGAGGAGGUCGAGAGCUUAAACAAACGGAAACCUUGUUCAGGGUAUAAAAUGAAGGAGAUGACUGGUAGUGGCAUAUUUAAUGGAGAAAAUGAUAAAGAAGAAUCUGGCAGUGCCAACCCUAUAUUGACUAGCAGAACAGGAAUACGCAUGUACCAGCAAGUAAUUGCCGGAAUUAGCCAUAUUUCAUUUGGUGAGGAAGAGAGUGUUUCUCCCAAAAAGCCUACUAGUGGGCCUGAGGUAGCAAAGCAACGUGAACUAAGCGGGACCCUGGAUAGUGAGUCAGAGGCAACGUUGAAGAAGCAGUUUUCUAAUGCAAAGUGCAAGGAACUUUCUGGACAUGACAUCUUUGCACCCCCUCCCGAAAUUUUACCUCAGCCAGUAACUGCUCGCAUAUUAGACUUGAAAGGAAGCAUAGAAAUUGGGGAACGUGCUUCGCAUAAUCCUGCUGGAGGUCAGAGAAAUAUCAUGUCCAGUGAGGAACCUGUGAUGAAGACAGCCAAGAAAAUAUAUAACCAGAAAUUUUCUCAGCUUUCCGGAAAUGACAUAUUCAAGGGUGAUGUUCCCCUGUCAUCUGCUGAGAAACCACCGAGUACAGCAAAAUUGCGAGAGAUGAGUGGCAGUGACAUCUUUGCUGAUGGGAAGGUAGAGUCUCGAGACUAUCUAGGUGGUGUGCGCAAGCCCCCGGGCGGCGAGAGCAGCAUUGCCUUGGUUUAAUUCUCGUUAGAUCUAACUCCUGCAGUUCUAUCACAUGGUGUUUGGGUUUUUGUUUUCAGUCUUAGUGGGAUGUGUGAUUAUAUUAUUUCGCAUUUCAUUCUGGUCUCAGGAGUUGUCCUAGGUUGUAACGAGUCGACCAGCAUUUGGACUAUAUACUAAUUAAUUGGUGUUUUAUGUCCAUAAUUGUGUUGUUUCACUGCUUGAGGUAUUAUUACCAGGUUAAUUUUUUUGAGUUA